UAAAGGACACUCUCCAGGAGCCAAUGGGCAUCUUCUCCAUCCUCGAAGAGGAGUGUAUGUUCCCCAAGGCUUCAGACACUACCUUCAAGAACAAGCUGUAUGACCAACAUCUUGGUAAAUGCAAGGUAUUUGAGAAGCCAAAGCCCGUCAAAGGCAAGGUGGAGGCCCACUUUGCCCUGGUGCACUACGCUGGCACUGUGGACUACAACAUCCCUGGCUGGCUGGACAAGAACAAGGACCCCCUGAAUGACUCAGUCUGUCAGCUGUACGGGAAGUCCUCAGUUAAACUGUUGGCUGCCCUGUAUCCUGCUGCCCCACCUGAGGAUACAACCAAGAAAGGAGGCAAGAAGAAGGGUGGUUCCAUGCAGACAGUGACCUCCCAGUUCAGGAGAACUUGGGCAAACUGAUGACCAACUUAAGGAGCACUCACCCUCACUUUGUGCGCUG
Molecule: messenger RNA, 447 nt
Organism: Esox lucius (northern pike)
Lineage: Eukaryota; Metazoa; Chordata; Actinopteri; Esociformes; Esocidae
Product: myosin heavy chain, fast skeletal muscle-like
Exons: 4
Coding region: 24-407 (127 amino acids)
Biological process (GO): actin filament organization; vesicle transport along actin filament
Cellular component (GO): myosin complex; actin cytoskeleton; vesicle
Molecular function (GO): actin filament binding; microfilament motor activity; ATP binding
Source: RefSeq, a predicted model, not a curated record